UGCAGAAAGGGAUAGGGCAGAGAUGGAUCCUAACGUCCCUCUGAAGAUUGUUGCAGCCUUGCUUUGGUUUUCCUCCCAGACCAUGGCAAAUGGAGAUCCCAACACGUGCCCAGAAGUGAAGAUUGUGGGUCUUUCUGGUCAGGAGAAGCUAGCCAUCCUCCAGGGGUGCCCUGGCGUUCCAGGAGCAGCAGGAAUCCCUGGAGAAAAAGGGGCGCCUGGUGUGGCAGGCCAGAAAGGAGAGACAGGGCCUGCUGGCAAACAAGGACCUAAAGGGGAACCAGGAGACACAAUGGACUUUUUGGCCAGCUGCCAGAAUGCCCCAAGGAAUUGCAUGGAGUUGCUGAGCAAAGGCAACAUCUUGAGCGCCUGGUACACCAUCCAUCUGCCAGACUGCCGGCCACUGAGAGUCUUCUGUGAUAUGGAAACAGAUGGAGGGGGGUGGCUGGUAUUUCAGAGACGCAUGGAUGGGUCCGUUGAUUUCUACCGAACCUGGAAUGACUACAAGAAAGGCUUUGGAAACGAGCUGUCAGAAUUCUGGUUGGGCAAUGAGAACAUUCAUCUGAUCACAGGGGAAGGGAACCCACAGCUCCGUGUGGACUUGGUGGAUUUUGAUGACAUGAAAUCCUUUGCUCAUUAUAAAUCGUUCCAGCUUAGGGGCGAAGAGGAGAAUUACCAACUUGUUCUAGGGCAAUUCUUGGGCGGCUCGGCAGGCGAUUCCAUGACUUUUCAUCAUGGGCUGCCCUUUUCCACCCACGACAACGACCACGACAGUGGGACGCAGAACUGCGCCAUCACUGUGCAUGGAGCCUGGUGGUAUGCAAACUGCUAUCGGUCCAACCUGAACGGGGGCUACCCGAUAGGCACUCGGAAGGGACAGAGGUAUGGCAUCGACUGGGCAACCGGCAAGGGAGUCGGCACCUCCUACAAACACACAGAGAUGAAGAUACGCUAAAUAGAUACUGCAGUGAGAAUCUGUAUUGGGUUUACGGGAAAAGUUAAGUAAAAAUAAGUUUAAAAAAUCAA
This is a messenger RNA of Eublepharis macularius, 1023 nucleotides long. It is a transcript of the gene FCN3, whose product is annotated as ficolin 3. NCBI's taxonomy places the organism in Eukaryota, Metazoa, Chordata, Lepidosauria, Squamata, Eublepharidae. Bases 23 to 952 code for a protein of 309 amino acids. The record is from RefSeq and is a predicted model, not a curated record. The transcript has 8 exons.